ACAUGCUUUUAUUUUCUUUGUAAAUCAGAUUUGAGAUACAGAGAGAAAGAGAGAAAGUGAAGGUGUUAGCUGCAAUGGCGAAAAAGGCCGUUCUGAUCGGAAUCAACUACCCAGGAACGAAAGCGGAGCUACGAGGGUGCAUAAACGACGUGUGGAAGAUGCACAAGUGCCUCGUCGAACGAUACGGCUUUUCCGAAGAUGACAUCACCGUUUUGAUCGACACGGACAGCUCUUACACGGAGCCAACUGGCAAGAACAUUCGGUCAGCGUUGAGUAGGUUGGUGCGAUCGGCGGAGGCAGGUGACGUGCUGUUCGUUCAUUACAGUGGUCACGGUACUCGCCUUCCCGCGGAAACCGGAGAGGAUGACGACACUGGUUACGAUGAAUGCAUUGUUCCUUCUGAUAUGAACCUCAUCACUGAUGAUGAUUUCAGGGAAUUUGUAGAUGGGAUCCCUAGAGGUUGCAGACUCACAAUUGUGUCAGAUUCUUGCCACAGUGGUGGCCUAAUUGAAGAAGCUAAGGAGCAGAUAGGGGAGAGUACAAAGGGGGAAGAGCAUCAUUCUGGCUCUGGCUUUGGAUUGUCAAGCUUUCUACAUAGGACUGUGGAAGAUGCCAUUGAGUCUCGUGGAUUUCAUGUGCCUUCAGCAUUGCACCAUCAUAGAAGCCGGGACGGUGAUGAUGGAGCUGGAGAUAGGGAUAUUGAACUUCCACAUGGGCAUCAUUGCUAUGUAAAGAAUAGGUCAUUGCCACUUACUACCCUCAUUGAUAUACUGAAGCAGAAAACUGGGAAAGAUGAUAUAGAUGUUGGGAAACUGAGACCUACACUCUUUGAUGUUUUUGGGGAAGAUGCUAGUCCUAAAGUAAAGAAGUUCAUGAAUGUUAUCUUGAAUAAACUCCAGCAUGGAAGUGGUGAAGGUGGGGAACAAGGUGGCGGAUUAUUGGGGUUGGUGGGUGGUCUUGCCCAAGAAUUUCUCAAGCAAAAGCUGGAUGAGAAUGAUGAGGGGUAUGCAAAGCCUGCCAUGGAGACACAUGUGGGAAGUAAGCAUGAGGCAUAUGCUGGAUCAUCCAAACGCAGCCUUCCAGAUGGUGGAAUUUUGAUGAGUGGCUGUCAGACUGACCAAACUUCUGCAGAUGCAAGUCCUUCAGGAAAUUCUGCAAGUGCUUAUGGGGCUUUUAGCAAUGCAAUUCAAGCUAUAAUUGAGGACACUGAUGGAGCAAUCACAAACCAGGAGCUGAUUUUGAAGGCAAGAGAGAAGCUGGAGAGGGGUGGUUUCACUCAACGACCUGGACUCUAUUGCAGUGAUCAUCACGUUGAUGCUCCUUUUGUGUGUUGAUCUGCUCCCAUCUGAUGCCAGGGAGAAAAGAGAAGAAUAAUGUGUGUUGUUUAUAGUAUGUUUGUGUUACUGUAUAUGUUUGAACAAUCAAAAUCAGGUUAUUAUUUUCAUACUGCUAUGAUAUAAGAUAUGGACUAUUCUCUCCAACAUUUUAGUAUUUCUUGAAUCUUUGCUGAUUGGAGCAUUGUUUAUACAUUACCCUUUGUGCUAGGAGACCAAAAUUUC
Messenger RNA from Abrus precatorius (Indian licorice), 1559 nucleotides. Its product is annotated as metacaspase-4-like. Gene Ontology annotation, molecular function: cysteine-type endopeptidase activity. The record is from RefSeq and is a predicted model, not a curated record. Lineage: Eukaryota; Viridiplantae; Streptophyta; Magnoliopsida; Fabales; Fabaceae. The transcript has 2 exons. Gene Ontology annotation, biological process: proteolysis. The coding region runs from base 75 to 1334 and encodes 419 amino acids.